This is a messenger RNA of Sabethes cyaneus, 3823 nucleotides long. RefSeq lists its product as uncharacterized. The coding region runs from base 1 to 2085 and encodes 694 amino acids. Lineage: Eukaryota; Metazoa; Arthropoda; Insecta; Diptera; Culicidae. The record is from RefSeq and is a predicted model, not a curated record. The transcript is spliced from 10 exons. Gene Ontology annotation, biological process: regulation of hippo signaling; cell migration; regulation of DNA-templated transcription. Gene Ontology annotation, molecular function: molecular adaptor activity; kinase binding; ubiquitin binding. Gene Ontology annotation, cellular component: cytoplasm.
AUGUCGGAGCAACUAGAGCAGGCAAAUUUACCUCCUGGGUGGGACUGCAGAUAUGACCCUCGGACAGGGCGGUACUAUUAUGUGAAUCUUUUCACCAAAACAACAACAUGGGAAGAUCCUCGGGCUAGGAUUCGACAACUUCAGACAGGAGCUCCUUUACACAUUUCGAACGACAACAUCUCAGUGCAGCAGCCAGUGCAUGGUUCUCCCUAUCAUGUUUACCCAUCAAGUAACUCGUUCUACCCAGCUCAGCAAGCAUUCCAGAACCCACCCUCCGGUGUUCCCAGUUUAACAGCUAGUCCUAAUUUUGCUACCAAGCUACAACAGCAGCAGCUGGAACUGGCACAAAUGGCACGAUCUAGUCCCCACACCCCAAGAAUGGGUCUCGGGCGCCAUGCUAUGCAAGAAACUUCUUUCUCCAGUAAUGCGAGUGCCGCGGACACCGAUGCCACUGUUGCCAAAAUCAAUUUAAUGUUCCCCACCGUCCCGGAGACCCACAUCCGGAUGCUACUGAAGAAAUACUACAAUCGGGAAGCGGUCGUAAUCAGCGCGUUACAGGUGGAGAAACAUCCGCUAACGACACCGGGACCAUACUCAACGCCCCCUCUGCCGCAACGUCACUUCCACAAUACGGCCAUGGGCGUGGUAUCGGCCUUCCAGAUGACUCCGGUGUUGGGCGGUCGCAGUGAAGUUUCGACAUCGCGCACCGGAAGUCCCAUCCCGCGGCCGGCCAGUUGCGCUAGCGGAAGUUACUACGGCUACCAGCAGCACGGAUCGCCUCGCAACAACGGAAUCGACAUCCGGUACAACUCGCCGAAACCGCACUCGUCACCCAAGAUGAAACUGAGAUAUCUGAAAAGUUUUUUCCCCAAAGCCGAGGAAACCUUGAUAUUAGACAUCCUGGCCAACGCUGACAACAAUGUCCAAACGGCAUCGCAGCAACUUAUAAAACUUGGCUACGAAAAGCGUGAACAGCAAACCAUCAAGAGAGGUUCAUCCCGGAAGGAUUCCGAAAAAGAUGGCCGAUCAUCGCAGACCGAGUCCAGGCGGUCGGAGUCGCAAACGCCGACACCGAAGCCGAAGACACCUGAGGAGAAGAAAAAAAUUAAAGCUCGCCUGCAGGCAAAAUACAAAGACAUUGCUGAGCGUAUAAUUUUGAUGGCACUUGAAAGUGUAGAUUAUUCGGAAGACCGUGCAAAACAAAUUCUCAAUAUUGUUAUUCAAGAGGACAAGGAGAAAAAGAAGAGCGUUAAAAUAGACGCUCCCCACAAGCCGGAGGAAAAUAAGGAAAAUGCCCAGACAAGUAGUGCAACGCCAAGCCGAUGCAACAGCACAUCUUCCACCCAACGAAUGCGCACCAAGAAAGGUAGUGUUGGGUCCGAUGACCAUACCGGAACCGAACUUAUCGGGACCGACAAUCCGGUAGAUCAGCAGCAUAGCUCGCAGCCAGAUCCCGCCCGGGAUGGCGAAAUAACUGCCGAAGACAAUGAGAACGAAAACGAUACUUCCAUUGAAAUCACCACUUCCACCAAUUCCACUGCAAUCAUUAAUGAUUCACCAAAAUCACCACCUCCACUAGAGCAAUCGCCUUCACGACAGCAACAGCACGGCACCGAUUUAAACAACAACGACAGUAAUGCUAGCGCUGCACCGGCACCGGCGGCAGCAACGGCCAUCGUCAACGGAGGCAAGCCGAGCCGCACUAGAGCCAAGAGUGAUCACGCAAAAAGCUCCUCCUCCGAGGACGAAUUGGAUGGUCCAAACGGCACCGGUAAAUCGAUGAAUUCAUCAACGAAUAGUUACAAUGGGCAAAGGACUGCUACCAACGGUCCGAAUGCAAAACUGUUCAAGGGUCCCAACGAUGAUCUGCUACUAGCGGACUAUGUGACCUGGAAUGGGGCCAAUCCAGAUUUGGCCAAAGGAAGUCAGAAGCUUGCUCUCGGUCCGGAUCGAUCAAUUCGCAUCGAGCGGAACUACAAGGCAAUCGGGCCGAAUUCGGAACUCUGCAAGGGCCCUGCCGGGCUGGCAAAGGGCAGCAUCUUUGCUCAGCUUAACUGUGCAAUGAAGGAUGUCAAGUGCAACUAGGGGCGAUUCAGAAGCCGUUCCGAGCCCCGACAAGUGCACUCCAGUUGCUACUCUUAGGGGGUGUAAUGGCCAAAUAACCAUUCCGUACUAUAGUAUUAACGUAGAUGUAUAGUUUUUCACUAUCUGUCCUAAGAUUCUGCUCGACAAUUUCACUCCUGUCUCGUUGACGUUGUUCUGACAUGACGAGUAUUGUUCUAACGAAUCUUAAAAAUAUACAAUUUGCAAUAAACUUCUCCAUCAGAAAAAAUAACUUAAUUACUUUGAGUGCUAACAAACUACUACAACAUACAAUACUAGAAAGAGUAAGCUAUUUGUCUUAAUCAUCACUAUAUGUCUUGUAAGUUUGAUCUUUUUUAAAACAAAGUCUAUAUUUUCUACUGGAAGAUGAAAACAAUGUUACAAUAAAUUUCCACAUAGGCCGGAAUUCUCUUACAGAGUUUACUGUGUAUUGUAUAUCGUAGGAAUGUGUAGAAGAUAAUAGCUCUACAACCUAUAACAUGAAUUGCCGUGAUUUAAAAUUUCGAACCUUCAAUACGUAGCUCGUGAAAUUCUUAGCACUAACGACGAAAUUCGGUUUCUCUUGGCUGAUUCAUUAUACUGUGAAAUGUAAAAUCAACUUACAAUUAUUUAUAUCAAUUUUGUUUUGCCAUCAAAUUGUGAUUUUUUGUUGUUAUUCACCGUAAAAGCAAACAUUCCAUUAAAGUCAAUACAAAAAAAUGUCUAGAUCGAAUCAAUUAUUACUGAAAGUAUUUUUAUUUACAAUUUAUGUUAAAAAUAGAGAUUGUAAGCAGUAUUAAUGCAAUUUAAUUUUAAACGUAACUGUCAUUGUUAAAUGCAAAUGUGCAAAAAGCAUUCCUGAAAAGAAAGAAGAGGAUAAAUUAUUAAAUUUCCACUAUUGUCAGCAAAGAGAAUCGAAGUUACAAACAACAGCGAAGUAUAAAAACGUUAUUACCAUAAUGGAUGCAUCAAAAUGCAACAGCAUACAGUAACGGCUUCGUCACUAUUAGAUGAGUUAGUUAGAAGCCGAAAUAGGGUGCAGGGUAAUAGGCCACCAACCAGCUGCUCAAUUCCCGGACAACCAUUGCCUUGUUACUACAACUUGAAACAUUUGAUAUUAGACAAAGCGGCUAAAUACGUUAUUUUUAUCUAAUUAAAUAAAAUAAGAAAGAAAAUGUGCAAAUUUGCAGCAAAAAUGCUAGAAAUGUUAGCAAGUUCCACUGAAACGCAAUGUUACAAUCCACUGAACGAAAAGUUUCCAUUAAUUAAACUAUGAUAUAAGAUAAAUAUUAUAUGCAGAUGUAAUAAUUAAUGACUUGUAUGUGAUAGUCUAACUAUUUUCCGAUUACCACGAAAUGAUUUAUAAUAUUUUGUGAAAAUAACAUACAUUUAAACUAGCCUAAUUCGAUCCGUAAUGUACUGGAGUAUGAAAUACUAUCUUGCUAUAUUUGCGGUCACGUAUAUUAGUAUAAGCAAAAAAUUGUACCUUAUUCGUCCCACAAAACUAUACACAGACUAAAACACGAAACAACAACACUUGAGCUAGUCAUGACAGAAAAAAAUCCACUCCGAAUUGCGUCCAUCUCAAAAAUUAGGAAAACGAUAAUUUGUAGAAAAUGUCAACAUUUCUAGCCCAUUUAUAGCAACAAGAAGCAACUGUUCCAGUGAAGAGCACACCCAUUUAUAUUUGCAGUAAUUAUCAACUAGAUGUAAAACCAAAAUUUUCAAAUAUAGAUUGCCA